AAUCACAAAAGGAAGACACGGCAAAGAAAAGGCACCCAGCCCAGCCUGACACACAAUAAAGCGUCCAACGUCUUCACGGAGACAGCCCGGGACGAAACCGUCAACCUCCGCAUGCCCGAGGGUCGCGUGUUUCCAGUGUGGCGGGGGAUCGGGGCCAGUAGUGGCGUCGGAGGCGGGUGGAGCCAGGGCUGGGGACGCUGCUUGCGAUGGGAGCCAGCCAGUCCAGGACAAAGGGCCCGGAUCCCGGUAUUUGACUACCCGGUCUGGUUAGUCCUCUGUCGUGGAGGACGAGCCAGGCUCAUUGAGGUUUGUCAGAAAGGGAGGGGUGUCAUCAGACUGCCCACAGACAUGCUCAGCAUCAAGCUUCCCCAGCUCUUUGACAUCCACCAGGUCCCCAAGGUGUUCAGGGAGGACAGCAUCAUCUCUGGAUACCGCCACCCGCGCAGCUCGGCGCUGGACUGCGUCCUCAGCAGCUUCCAGAUGAACAACGAGACGGUAAACAUCUGGACCCACUUCCUGCCAACAUGGUACUUCCUGUGGCGUUUCUGCGUCCUCUGCUCCACCCUGAACUUCCUGACCGACAGCUACACCUGGCCCCUGCUAGUGUACAUGCUGCUCAUCUGCAUUUACCCCUUCACCUCGAGCUGUGCACACACCUUCAGCACCAUGUCCCCAGAGUCCCGCCACAUCUGCUACUUCUUUGACUACGGAGCGCUAAGCCUCUACAGCCUGGGUUGUGCCAUAAGCUACGGAUACUAUGUCAUACCAGACAGCUGGGUGAACAGCUGGAUCCAUCAACAUUUUGUCCCCAUUGCCAUCGGAAACACACUGUUCUGCACCAGUCUGUCCUGCUAUUCCAGGUUCCUGGAGCUGCAGUUCCCACAGAGAAGUAAAGCUCUGAGGACGGGAGCGUUUGUCGUUCCAUUUAUAUUUGACACUAUCCCUCUGUUUUACCGGAUACUUAUCUGCUGCGGGGGAAGCUGCAGCCCGAGCGACGCCGUGUCCAGUCACUGUUACCACCUCCUCUUUGCCUUCCUCACCUGUUUCCUGUUUACCGCCCACCUCCCGGAGAGGUUGGCCCCAGGGCGCUUCGACUACUUCGGCCACAGCCACCAGCUCUUCCACAUCAGCGCCGUGGUGGGGACCCACUUCCAGAUGGAGGGCGUGAUCGCAGACAUGACGUCGCGGAGGGCGGCGCUCGUGGCCCACGCGGCGAUGCCCUCCUUCCUGGGGACCAUCGGGGUGCUGGUCUUCAGCCUCGUCCUCAACCUGGGCAUCAUCGGCAUUUUCAGCGCCCCGCUGCUGUGGAAACGCUGCCACAGCUCCACCCAGCCGCACGCUCCGCCCUGCGAGCGCAAGGAGCAGUGAGGGCGCAUUUCCCAGCGACAGCCCCCGAAUGGCUGCGUCACUUUCCAAAGGAAAGGUUUGGACCGUCUGCCUCAGCAGCGCAGGUCCCAGUAGUGUUUGUUUAACACCAACAGUUUUAUCACUCAGUCAGGCUAUGAUGCAUCAUCUCCAGGUGUAAAACGCCGUCUUACACCUGGAGUUUGUUCAUGUGUUUACUCAGACGCUGAGGACCCAGUCCAUUUACUGAAGCCUUUUCCGUUGUCUGCUUAAUUUAUUUUGGAGGCUCCUCGGUGUGCAUUUAAAAGGCUCUGGGUUGAAGGAAGCAUGCUGUUGUAACACAACAAGUGCCUUAUCGUAGACCCACACUUCAUUCACAGUGUUUACAGUAGUUCAAAUCUCGAACUGGAACAUUUGACGUGGCAGUUUGCAGGGAUUAUAUCUCUAAUUACAGAUGCUUCUUGUCGUUCAAGACCAGAAUCUCCGUCAUUAAACGUUCUUUGUAACUGGACUACUCGGUUAGGGAGGUUGUUGUAUGUAUAAAGCCGUCUUCAGCCUAAACAACCCUCAUUCAACUCUACGCUCAUAAUGUAAUGCAGAUUGCAUUGCCAGCUCUUCUAUAUCCACCUAUUGAUCCCACUCUGCACAGACUGGAAUUGAUUUGAAGACCAGUGUGGUUCUUUUUCUGAUUGCCUCCCUUGUUAUGAACCCCACAAUCUGCCUUAGCAGAGCAAAAAAAAAAAAAAAUGUUCCAGUGCAGCAGCAGUGAUUAAAAGACAGGCACCAUUUUUAUAUCAGUAAGUUUCCAUGGCAACGAUAUAGUGGCCUCAUGCCCCCUGAAGGUCUUCAACAAUUUCUAUGUUCCGAGCAAAUGGCACCGUUUUCUCUCGCUCUUCCAUCACGUAUCAUAAGAUCUAUUCUGAGCACUUAUCAUGUACGAUCGCUCAAAAAAAUGACAUAUAAUAAUAAUAAUAAUCUGGGGUUGUAAUUCGGCCUUUUAAGCAUUUGCAUAUUUCCGGUCCUGUCCAGCACUUGCGGUUUAAAACAUGAGUGGAAUUAAGAGAGACGCAGAUGUUUAAUAAGUAUGUUUAAUCGUAGUUCGGGCUCGUAUUAACAUUCUGCUGCACGUGCAGUAUAACAGAGCGUCACACUCCUUAUAUACUGUGCUUAUCAUGUCCCAUGAAGCUGUUGUAUAAAUUUACCACUAAAAUAAUAACUGUCUUAUAUAUUUAUAGAGUUUUAUUGUAUUUAUUGCUUGUAUAAGGUGCAUGAGCAGGGAUGGAGAUGAGCUUCUUUUCCUUUGGAGGGGAUCUACAGUUUGUUCCUAAUAACUGAUUGGAGACGACCCUCUCACGUCAUUGGUGACUGUUAUUGAGCUUUGCUUUCUUAAAACGAGUGAAAAGGGUGCGGAGAUAUUAUUUCCACAAGUUUUCCGACACUAGUCAACUUGUUUCAGGUGUUUUUCUCAGAAUACCUGACUGUAUCAGAGCUGAAAUGAUUGGGUUAUUGAUCGAGCAGUCGAUUGACGGAACUGUUUUUAAUCAUUGGAGUCAAAAAGAGAUGCAUGUUUUUCUGUUGAUUUAUAUAAAUGUAAACUGAAUGUCUUUAAGUUUUGGCCUGUUUUUUAGACAAAAAUCUGGGAAAUUGUGCUGUCUACUUUUUCCAAGUGUUAAAACCUUAUAGACAAAACAGCUGAUUGAGGGGGAAAAAAUGAUCAGAUUAGUUCAGAUUGCAGCAAAAUUCUGAAAAACGGUUUCAAAUUAUCUAUAUUUUGCUCUAUUUUUUCACUUGUUUUAAGAGAAUAAAACUUUAAAGAUGUAAUGAAGGACAGAAAAGACUUGAUAAGGUGCAUAAACGAUACGAUUCAUUCAUAAACUGUCACAGCAGCCGUAGCAGUGCUUCAUUAACAGCCUGCCGUUCAGAGGCCGGCAAACAGGUUGUUGAUACGUUAGCAAACAUCUGUGUCGUAGCAUUAACACGCUGAAGCUGCAGAUGUCAGCAGCGCUCGUUUUACAAACACGUGGAAGGCUCAUCUGUAUAAAAACAAGUUUCUGAGCAUUUAAGGCACAAAUUUACACUGACACAAGUCACAGGAAACAGGCGGCUAACACACACACUCACACCCUUUUAGCUGUGCUGGUGGAGAGGUUAAGAAGAGGGGAAGUGUAUGUGAUAUUAUGGGCUCGAGGUGUGUGACAGGUCCAUGUUGGAUGCUGCAGGAGAGACGACAGACGCAGAGCGAAUGUGUAGAAUCACAGAGAGCACACACACACGCACACACACUUUUAUGUUAGAGAGUUGUUUAAGAUGUUUUCAAGGUUAGCGUGCAGAGUAUAAAAGUCACAUUGCUGCUAACGCUGCAGACAAAACGGAGCAGUGUUUUCCCUCGAUGUUUCUGUUUUAUCUCCUCGCUGCCGAGCGGUGAUCGAUUUUAUUUUCUCUACAGUCAUCAUCUUACAGCGUUCUGUGGUUUGACCCUGUUGAUUCUUGGAAUUGCAUCAUUACUGGCUUCUGAUGUGGUUCUUUGCUAUCGACCCAAACCGGUUUGGAACUCAUUUGUUUCUGAGCUGCUGUUGUUUUAUUUGUUCGGGGUUUUUUUUCUUGCCAUCUCAUUCACUCUCAGCUGUUCGGAGAUGCUGAGCGUCGAGGCUUCUGCAUCAGAUAGAUCGAUGCUGAUGCUGCCGCCUCUCUGAAUUGCAUUUUUUUUUUUUUUUUUUUUUACACAUUUAUUUUGACCAAAUCAUCAAUUCCAAGCACAGAAAUUCUCCAGACCAGAUCACUGUUUCUUCAAAAGCUAUUUGUCGUGUAAACCCUGUUGGUUUACUCCUCAGUGGACAAGCUGAUGCAGGUUGUAAUUAUCAGGAAAACUGGGCACUUUUCUUGUUUCUUUUUUAAAAAACAUUGUAUGAAGGAUGUUUGAUAACGUGAAAAAGAGCAAAGACGAGUGUGGGAUGAACCAUUUGAUACGAGGAGGAUUUUCUGUCAAAAAAAAAGUGAAAACAGGGUUUGAAAGAAUUACUGGUGCCUUCUUUUAAAUGUUUUGUACAACUUUUGAUAUAAUUCUCCAGUUGUUCCAACAAACUACUCUUAAAAUGUAUAAAUUCUUUGCUGUGUAUAAUUUGUAAUUUGCUACUUUGUCCUACUAGACUUGUAUAAUAAAUUAAGCCUUUUAUAAAUGGAAUAACUGUCGCUGGAUGUC
Molecule: messenger RNA, 4543 nt
Organism: Chelmon rostratus (copperband butterflyfish)
Lineage: Eukaryota; Metazoa; Chordata; Actinopteri; Chaetodontiformes; Chaetodontidae
Gene: paqr6
Product: progestin and adipoQ receptor family member VI
Exons: 8
Coding region: 112-1368 (418 amino acids)
Cellular component (GO): membrane
Molecular function (GO): signaling receptor activity
Source: RefSeq, a predicted model, not a curated record